Molecule: messenger RNA, 850 nt
Organism: Salvia miltiorrhiza (redroot sage)
Lineage: Eukaryota; Viridiplantae; Streptophyta; Magnoliopsida; Lamiales; Lamiaceae
Product: probable CCR4-associated factor 1 homolog 11
Exons: 1
Coding region: 1-780 (259 amino acids)
Cellular component (GO): CCR4-NOT complex; CCR4-NOT core complex; P-body
Molecular function (GO): nucleic acid binding; poly(A)-specific ribonuclease activity
Source: RefSeq, a predicted model, not a curated record
AUGGCGGUAGUAAUACGCAAAGUGUGGCAGAGCAAUCUUGAAGCGGAAUUUGGUUUGAUCAAACAUUGCUCCAAGAAUUUAAGGUUGGCAUCCAUGGAUACUGAAUUUCCGGGCACCGUGUUCAGCCUGGACAUCCCGAAGCACCGCUUCUCUACCCUCUCCCCCGCCCAACAGUACGCCUUGAUGAAGAAAAAUGUGGACGCGCUCAACAUCAUCCAACUCGGCCUCACCCUCUCCGACGCCUCCUCCCGUUGCUGCGUCUGGGAGUUCAACUUCCGCGACUUCGACUCCGACUACGACGACUACAACCCCUACUCCGUCGCCUUCCUCCGCUCCAAGGGCAUCAACUUCGACCUCAACAAGCGCAGGGGCAUCAACUCCCGCUCCUUCGCGGCCCACUUCCUGGAAUCCGGGCUCGGCUCGGGUCGGGCCUGGGUGACGUUCCACGGCCUCUACGACUUCGGCUUCCUCAUCAAGAUCCUGACGCGGGCCGCGCUGCCCGACCAUCUCCACGACUUCAUGAUGCUGCUGCGCCGCUAUUUGGGGGUGCAGGUGUAUGAUGUGAAGCCCAUUGCGCGCUCCAUGGCGCUGCACGGCGGCCUCGACGCCAUCGCCAAGACUUUGUUUGUGGAGCGGGCCGUCGGCAAGAGCCACCAGGCCGGCUCCGAUAGCCUCCUCACCAUGCAGCUCUUCUUGCGCUUCCUCAUCACCCGUGGCUGCUGCUAUGCUCCUGCCAUCUUGGCCCUUUUCAAUUAUCGUUUGUACGGAUUGACUUGUUGAUUUAAUUUCUUCUUUUUUCACUCAUUAAAUUUAUUAAUACAAGAAUUUAUUUUUUUUUGUUUUCUUCAUC